AUGCGAGCAGAUGAGAAGCCGCUGCCAUGCCUCUAUGGCUGCGAUUUUGCUGCUGCUGUUCCUACCAGGAGGCGAAGUAUCGGCCAGAAACAUAGACAGCUUGAAAAAGUGGUAUUGAGCAGCAUUACAUACCGGCACAAAUUCUUCUAUAAGAUGAGGCAUGGUGGUGAUAUGAACAAAUGGAGGAACACCUGGAAUGGCUUGGCCAACGCCAACAAGAGCAAGUUUCACCGG
Colletotrichum graminicola M1.001 is the source of this 234-nucleotide messenger RNA. RefSeq lists its product as uncharacterized. The transcript has a single exon. NCBI's taxonomy places the organism in Eukaryota, Fungi, Ascomycota, Sordariomycetes, Glomerellales, Glomerellaceae. The record is from RefSeq and is a predicted model, not a curated record. The annotation marks the transcript as partial.